AUGGACGGAGACGGAGACGGAGGCAGCACGGCGAUGUACGGUGGACUCGAGACGUUGCAGUAUGUACGGACGCAUCAUCAACAUCACUGUAGAGAAAACCAGUGUACCUCUGCUCUUGUCAAACACAUCAAAGCUCCUCUUCAUCUCGUUUGGUCGUUGGUACGGAGAUUUGAUCAGCCGCAGAAAUACAAACCAUUUGUGAGUAGAUGUACAGUCAUCGGAGAUCCUGAGAUCGGAAGUCUAAGAGAAGUAAAUGUAAAAUCUGGUCUUCCUGCAACAACGAGUACAGAGAGAUUAGAACUUCUUGAUGAUGAAGAACAUAUACUCGGUAUCAAAAUCAUUGGUGGUGAUCACAGACUCAAGAAUUACGCUUCGAUUGUGACGGUUCAUCCAGAGAUAAUCGAAGGAAGAGGAGGAACAAUGGUGAUUGAAUCUUUUGUAGUUGAUGUUCCUCAAGGAAACACAAAGGAAGAGACUUGUUACUUUGUUGAAGCACUCAUAAGAUGUAAUCUCAAAUCAUUAGCUCGUGUUUCUGAAAGAUUGGCUUCUCAAGACUUAACCAAUCUCGUCGCUGCAUAA
This is a messenger RNA of Arabis nemorensis, 579 nucleotides long. NCBI's taxonomy places the organism in Eukaryota, Viridiplantae, Streptophyta, Magnoliopsida, Brassicales, Brassicaceae. The record is from the annotation of a GenBank genome assembly.